Messenger RNA from Fusarium odoratissimum NRRL 54006, 3171 nucleotides. RefSeq lists its product as uncharacterized. Lineage: Eukaryota; Fungi; Ascomycota; Sordariomycetes; Hypocreales; Nectriaceae. The transcript has a single exon. The coding region runs from base 1319 to 2344 and encodes 341 amino acids. The record is from RefSeq and is a predicted model, not a curated record.
UAUGUACUUGAUGAGGCUAGCUGGGAUACCAUAUCCGCCCGCCCAUGAUCAAUGAAUGCAUGAAUCGACCUUGUCGAUGCCGUCAGUCACUUCUCCGAGACCCAUGCCAAUACUAGACUACUACUCCGUACCCUUUUCUUCACUCUUCCAUUUUCUCGGGCCCCCAUAGCUUAGCUGAGCCUCGUCGUCACAAAUCACCCCACAAUCACAAUCACAUCCACACUUCACCCUCUUUUCUUGUCUCUUUCUCUCACAAGUUGGUUUUGGUCCGCCGCCCUGGGUAUCCGCUUGGACACAAGCUUCCACCAGGCGAGAUGAAAGGGUGCCACAGAUCUUGAUUCGCAACAAUGUCCCGGCCAGUUCUGUCUCAGGCUCGCCGAUAAAGAUCAUCCUCCUCUAUGGUCCUUGUCGUCAAACAGCCCAACCAGCGUGGUUGCUACCUCCGUCUUGAGAUGGCGGCGCCGCCUGUGUCCCCGUGAGAUCUUGCAGAUGCUCCACGGUUCCCGAUAUUGGAGGCUCAGUGUAGCCCACCCUGGUUCCGUCAACUUGGAUGUCGGUGCCCCUACUGCACUGUACGCCUGUGAUGGUGGGAUGCGAUCUGGUACGGCACAGAUCCCCGGUCGACUACGAUACGUGGUUCCCAGUCCCUGAGCCUUCUGAUGGGCCCUUUUCUUGUCCCUUCUUAUGGCUUGUCUUAAUUCGUCUGGCCCUGCAUUUGCUUUUUCGAGCUGCCCUGUACCAUUUGCAGCUCGUACAUCCUAAACUCGUGUGUACAAGACCUAUAUGCCUGCUAGGACAUGUCGUCAAGCGAAACGUCCCCGUUUUUGGCACCCAAGUCUUGCCGUACCCAUAAAGUGAUGCUGGUCUGUUUUUCUUCUGCUCAUUCUUUGGCUUGUUGCCUCGCCUCAGGCCGAGUCUGUUCUAAACAAGUGGUUCAGAUCUUGCACAUGUUGGGUCACACAGCCCAGUGCCCAUCCCUCCCUCACUCGCUUGUCCCGGAGAAGCCAGUCAACCAGAAUGUGAGUCCUUGGAUCAUGUCCGGUGACAGAUUCCUCCGCCGUGUUGUUUCUUCAGACUCACGGCCGAGUGUCCAUAUAAGACCUUCCUGCCCUCCAUCGUAGUCCUUAUUCCCAGCCCUUCAGACCUCAUCAACCCACUGCCGCUCACUUUCACUACUCUUCCUCAUCAAGCUAGGCAUCUCAAACUUGGCACUUAUUCUCUCACUAUUGGCGUCAUUGGUUUGAUAGCGCCCUGACUACAAGCUUGUUUAAAGCAGUACAAGUCCAUACUGCUUGCUCACACAUCCAACACCUUCAUCAUGGCUCCUCCAAGAUCCAGCCGGGUGCGGCCUUCAGAGGUCGCAGCUGAUACCAAGAGAAAUUUCAUUCCACUUGUCAAAAAGAACUAUGGCGAAGUUUUCCCACCAUACUCCUACCUCUAUAGACAGCCCAUCAUGCAACUCGCCAUCCAGCGUCAGAAGCCUACGACUCGGCCACCCUCCUUUAGAAUCGAAGUGGGAGACCCAGUCAUGAAGGCAUUGACAUAUGCAGCCAUGGAUACACAACAAAGCGAGGCUAUGGGAGGUCCUCGUGUGCGGAUUCCGUUCAUAUGCGCUGCGAAUGAACGGAGGCCCGGAGGUGACUGGGAAACUGGAUGCGUCGGAUAUGAGGAGAAGCUAUGCCGGCGAAGUAACCUCUCAGCCACAUUGAACACGCCAUGGCCGAACUCGCCGGAACCCAACAACUACCCGAUCCCAUCACAGGGUGGCAUCUUAUCUGAUGCUGUUGUGGUUUGCCGUGGACCACAUGACCGCUACGACAGGCUGGAGAGCUGGUUUGACCUACCCGUCGUGUCGGUACCACCAACCCGAUGGCCCAAACUCAAAGACAACGGACUCAAGUACUCUUUUGCAGAGGAACGUGAGAUGACUCGUGAUAAGCUUCGCGGAGCUCUCCGUAUCUGUCUUUACAACGGAUAUGACCGUGUUGUCAUUGGGGACUUUGGCUUAGGCAAUGGCUACCGCAAUCCUCCCCAAGAGCUGGCAGAGCUCUGGCGGGAUGUACUGCUUUUCGACCCCGACCUUCGAGGACAGUUUGCAUACGUUGUCUUUGUCUUUGAAGACCCCCUACAAAGCACAAUGCGCCACAUCAUGGACGAGAUUACCAAGAAGGAGAACAAGGGCAAAUCUAGGACUGGAUCCUCCAGCUCGUCCGGAUCGAGCAAAAGCCACAGUAACGCUCCCGCUGAUCGUGAAAUUUUCGAGCACGUCUUUAGUGCGAGUGAGGUUGACCGAGUUCUGCGACAGCCUGACCCACGAUACGGACUUAACAUGAUUACAACAUGAUUUAGUUUGUAUCAAUCUGAGACAGAUUCCAGAACACGGCUUGCCAACCCGAGAGCCGUACCAGCGGAGAUCUUGAGUCGGGUCUGUCGACAAAGAAAAACUUGUCUCAGGAAGACGAGCCUAUGAUGACUCUAAGAGUUAGUCAUUUUUUGAGGCCGACCGACCUGGCGGGACCCUUGCGAAACGUUUCUUUUUUUUAUUUUUAUUUUAUUUUUAUUUAUAUUUCAACUGCACUUUCCCGCAUUCUGGCGGUCAACCGAGGAACGACGAAAAGUCAGCGAGCGCUUAGGGCAACUAUGAUACCAACCUCGACGAACAAUUGUCCAAGGCCAAUUAUGAGGCAAUGCAAUGGAUGGGGAAUCUACGGGACAGAGACCAGACGAAGUCAGGACAAACGCAGUGUUACGGGAGUCAUGUUGGUUCUUUGCUAUUGUUGAUUGUGGUCAGUUGACAAGGAAUUUCUUUUUCUUGGUGUUUGGGGUUUGUGUUUGGCGCCUUAUUGAUUCCCGAUCUACAAGUGGCCCUGUCAGGCUCCUGUAUCACGACGAAUAAAUGAUGGUAUCGGCGUUGGGUGUUUCACAUAUAUAUUUAGCUCAGCUGGUUAAGGAAUCUUGUUGUUAUCUCAUGUCGCACACGGAAGCACUGCAUGCCGUUUCACAGCCUCGAUCUGCAAUGUCGCUCGAGGGUUUGAUGUGCGAUGAACUCGGCCGAGACCCCAGUCAGGCUGAGAUGUGAGCAUCCUAUCGGUCCUCAAGCACUGAGAACUUAUAAGGCAGGACAGCAAUUCCGAGGCGAUAUCUGAAUACUAGGGUUCAUUGGAAGAAACA